CCUAGGGCAUCCAAUACCGGACAUGGAAAGACAAGGUCAAGGACAUGAGUUCAUCGCUGAUAGUGAUGAUCGACAUGUAUGUCAGCUAUGAGGUCAUUGCUUUCUCUGCCAUAUUCAACUUCAGCGCACCCUUCACCCCCCCCCAAAAAAAAAGAGAAAGAAAGGAAAAGAAAAAGAAAAAAGGAAAAAUUACUUCAUGAUCUGCUCGGCAUUCUACGAUCAAUGUAUGCCGGUGCUACCUUACGUACGAGUAGUAGUACAGGUGGAUGCGGACUUGCCGGUCGGAAGCUGCGCAUGCAGCCAGAAGAGGCAACGGUCAAAUGUCGGUUGUUAGAAUGGAACAAACACACACUGGCUGAUGUGGAAUGCCACCGUUAGAUAUCCCCCAAUCAUGUGUUCCGGAUCUCGGUUCAGGAUUAGAUCGACCUUCCAUAGUAAAUCCACAACGUGCAUGAUAGUUCAGAUUCGAUUAAUUUAUUUAUUUAAUUAAAUUAAUUAAUGAAUCAAUCAAUCAAUCAAUCGAGAGAGAGGAGACAAAGAGGAUGACGACUAAUUAUGAGUGUCGUCGGUACGGUGGAGCAUGGGUACUCUAGUGCAUGGGUCUAAACUUAGCAAUAAUAUUAUUUUUAUCUCUUUUUGGCUCGACUAGGA
Messenger RNA from Aspergillus caelatus, 651 nucleotides. RefSeq lists its product as uncharacterized. Lineage: Eukaryota; Fungi; Ascomycota; Eurotiomycetes; Eurotiales; Aspergillaceae. Bases 79 to 378 code for a protein of 99 amino acids. The transcript has 2 exons. The record is from RefSeq and is a predicted model, not a curated record.